AUGGUAGCCUCUGGCGAUCUGCGAAACGUCGUUAAGACCAUCGCUCAACUUCCUCCAUGCUGGGAUCAGCCCAUGGACAUCACCAUAAACGAUCGUGACCUGAACAUCGUCGGGCGAAAUGCAAUCAUUCUUCUUAUUGCUCUCACAUCUGAUGACGACACUGAAGGUGUCGACUGCAUCAUUCAUACGUGGUACUCGAGCUUCAUCCGCAAGUCUGACCAGGCCAUCAUUGAACAGCGCAUUCGUCCGCUCAUCAAGGCAGUCUGCGACAAGACCAAGGGCAAGUCUGACGACCGCAUGUUGGGCAAGACUUGGGUAUUCGGGAAGCGAUCUCUCAGACUGGUUCUCUCUAAGGGGGCUUGGGACAAGCUCCUGUCCUUCGUCAGCGUCCAUGACGGUUUGACCAUGGAGAUAGCGAACCAGUUUCGAAAAGCCGGGACUCUCGCCGAGUCCCAACGUGACUUUCUCGAUCGCGAUUACGCACUCAUCCCACCCUCUCAUCGAGUCGCCAAGCAGCGGUUCCGUGAAGAUGGAGUCCUUCAGCCCUUUGGGGCGGGACGCAGCGAGUUUACCGUCCCGAACCCGACUCUCUUCCAUGUCCCAUUCUCAUGGCCGAUGGAGUACUCUUGCGAGCCACUCGACGGGUGGCCUGCGAAAGACGUUGAAAUGACUCAACAUGGACCGGCAACUUCCGAAAUUUAUGGGAGGCUCUUCACUUAUCUUCGUUCGGUGCUUAAACACUUCAUGUCCCGUAUUGAGGACAAAAACAUCAGCUUCCAGCUAAUCCACCACAAUGCUAGCGACCUACUUGAUCAACUCAAGAAGGGGUCAUUUGAUCGCAUUGAGGUAUCCAAUCUUUCGGACAAGGCUUAUAUGGGCAUCAAUCUCACGGUCGCCGUAAUGGCACCUUUGCUUCGCUCAUCUACAGCCAACCCUCAUGCAACACUUAUCACCCGCUUCGUGAACGCCAUCCAAGAGAAUAUGACAACUGAGGAUCGUCUUGGAAUGGACAAACUUGACGAUAUGGUGGAAGCCCUUGAAGGUUAUCUUCCCGAGCCUUCGCUUCCUACUACAACCUGGGAUCUCGUCGUAAUCAAGUAUAUCCAUGCUUCGGAUUUGGUCCGAACUUUCGACCAUGUUUUCGACAAGAUUGCACGAAAACUUGAGUUCGACAAGUUUCCGGAAUUCAUGAAGGUCGGGAUCAAAGACCAGCACACCAUCAUUGACAAAUGGCCUUUUAGACUCAAGCUCAAGCCUGGACAGCAAGGUGCACAGAAGGAGUUUGAUCGCAUGAUGGGACCAGGACUGAGUGGAAAGGAGUUCUACUUGGAGUGGAAAAGGGUCUAG
This is a messenger RNA of Fusarium musae, 1347 nucleotides long. RefSeq lists its product as uncharacterized. The coding region runs from base 1 to 1347 and encodes 448 amino acids. The transcript is spliced from 4 exons. Lineage: Eukaryota; Fungi; Ascomycota; Sordariomycetes; Hypocreales; Nectriaceae. The record is from RefSeq and is a predicted model, not a curated record.